UGGGUGCCAGAAGCAAAGUUAGACCAAAAUGCCACCCAACAGCAACGACACCUCCACCGGAGUGCUUUUCGAAUCGGAUGUGGAUGUUGGUUUGACCAAGGAUUUGCCCAAGCUCAGGACUACAGAUGGCAGCAAACUGGAGCUGGUAUGGUUGAACAUAGUGCUGUUCGUGAUCCUCCACGCAUCUUCCGUAUACGGAGUGUGGUUACUCUUCACGGAGGCCACUUGGACGACCGUCCUGCUCUUUGCGCCCGCCGUGGUGAUGACCAUUUUGGGUGUUUCCGGUGGCGCCCAUCGUUUGUGGGCCCAUCGCACCUUCAAGGCGAACACGCCGUUGAAGUUGAUCUUCCUUUUCCUGAACACCCUGGCGUUCCAGGAUGCGGUCUACUACUGGGCCCGGGAUCAUCGGGUGCAUCACAAGUACACGGAAACGGACGCGGAUCCCUAUAACUCACAGCGCGGUUGGUUCUUUGCCCACAUCGGAUGGCUGUGCUGCCGAAAACAUCCCGAGGUGGUGGAGAAGGGCAAGCAGAUAGAUCUCUCCGAUCUGGAGGCCGAUCCCCUCGUAAUGUUCCAGAAGAAGUACUACCUGUGGUUGAUGCCAGUCAUUUGCUUCGUCCUGCCCACCGCCCUGCCUAUGUACCUGUGGGGCGAGUCUUUGAAUACCUCCUGGCAUGUGAUGGCGUUGCUCAGGUGGUGCGUCAGCUUGAAUCUCAUCUGGAUGGUCAACAGUUCCGCCCAUAUGUUCGGCAUGAAACCCUAUGACAAGAACAUAUGCCCCGUGGAUCAGGGCUUCCUGAUCAGUUUCCACGUGGGCGAGGGGUACCACAACUACCAUCAUGUCUUUCCCUGGGACUACAAGAGUGCGGAGCUGGGUCCGUGUUCUCAGGAUGCGACCACCAAGUUCAUCGACUUUUUCGCCUAUUUGGGCUGGGCCUACGAUCUUAAGAGUGUGUCCUUGGACAUGGUUCGCCAGAGAGCUCUUAGGACGGGUGAUGGCUCACAUCCCGUUUGGGGAUGGGGCGACAAGGAUCAAAAGUCAGAAGACAUUGGCGACACCACCAUCACCCACCAGCGAAAAGAGGCGUAGGAACAACAGCUCAAAAUAAGUGAACUGUUGUGAAUCAAUUGAAUUUCAAAUGUGGAAUUGGUUACCGCUGCAUUAAAUUAAAGUCUUAGAAAUUAAGGCGAGAAUUGCUCGACCUGCCCUACUUACUGACACUUUCAAGGUUCUUUGUCCGAACAAUUAUAUAUUUAUAGGUUAAACUUGAGGUAGCUACGAAUGAGUGGGACAUGAUGAGAAAAAGAUGAUCAUUUUAAAUGUCCCUCUUAUAAAUAAACUGUUUAAGUACAACGUGAAGAAGCGACAAACGAAUCAUUUAUAGAUGUUACCAUUUCAUUUUUAUUUUAUGGGACAAUAUGAGAUAAAGAAAAUAAUUAAAAAUGUACCCUUUACAAUAAAACCUCUUGAGUACAACCUGAA
Molecule: messenger RNA, 1483 nt
Organism: Drosophila subpulchrella
Lineage: Eukaryota; Metazoa; Arthropoda; Insecta; Diptera; Drosophilidae
Gene: Fad2
Product: acyl-CoA Delta(11) desaturase
Exons: 2
Coding region: 29-1090 (353 amino acids)
Biological process (GO): unsaturated fatty acid biosynthetic process
Cellular component (GO): endoplasmic reticulum membrane
Molecular function (GO): stearoyl-CoA 9-desaturase activity; iron ion binding
Source: RefSeq, a predicted model, not a curated record